AUGUCUUUGGAGGAUCUUCUAGCUGAUGAAGGUUUUAAGACAUUCAAGGGAAGAAAAUCGAGGACAAUUAGUAGAGCUUCUACUGGAAUUGUGUCAAAAAGAAUACCGGUUUACCCACCACGAGAUGAACAUAAACAGGGUUCUUCAGUUCGUUUAAGAAAGACUGAAAGGGCGUAUUCUGAUGUUAAUCGAUAUGAUAUGAGUGUUAAGUCUCCAUUGACUGAUUUAGUCAAGGGUCGGCGAUCAUUAGAUGUUUUCAAGAGGGAAAAACUUGUAAAAAGAUCUACAAAUGGCACGAAUGGGAAGCAUAUUAGAAGCCGUUCUCAAGAAAUACAUGUUGAUAUUGAAACUAGUACCGAGUUGUCAAAGCCAUCUUCUGUUGGUGAACUAGCUCUUGAUGAGUUAGCGAUUAAAGCCAUUAUUCAUAUGCUGAAUGUUCAUACUAAACGUUUUAUCAAAGACCGAGAUUUUAGGACAUCACUGCAUCAUAGUUGUCUUGAUUUGCUUAUUUCUACAGAUCUUAAUGAUGAAGUCAAAGUUAUAACCAACCUUGAACAAGCCAUAGAAUCAGUCGAACGUGCCACAGAAGAUCAGGCUGAUCCAAAGUCAUUAAAAAAAGCUGCUUUACAGCUUAGUGUAAUCACGGGUCUGAAUAAAAACGAGCUAAAAGAUGGGUUUACAUCCGGGAUAUCCAACUCUGUUUUAUCAAAUUGUGGUCAUCUUUACCUUAGUGUGAUAUAUUGUUUACAAAAUAAAGAGCGGGUUGCAGCCAGACAUCUUUUACAAGUGUUUAUUGAUUCCCCUUUCUCUGCGAGGACGACGUUGGUUCCUGAAUUGUGGGACAACAUUUUUCACCCUCAUUUAGUGCAUUUGGAUGACUGGUACAAUCAAGAAAUUGAUUUUCUUCUGGAUGAUGCAAGUAACCCGAGGAAGUUGAAGAAACUUAAGAAAUUGUAUGAUGAGGUUUUAGAUACUGGGACCCACAAAUUGGCGUUGUAUUACAAGGACUGGCUCACGGAUGGCAUGGAGGCGCCCUUAAUUCCUACCAUUGAUGUUCCAUCAGUUUCUUUUCGGGGAGUUCAACGAGGAGGUUCACUUGUACAUGGCUCUUUAGAUUUCAGUACCCCAGCCAAUGCAUUUACACCUGAACAUAUGGUCACGAAGAAUUUAAACGAUUCGGGGAUCAAGCAUGCAUCAGUAGCUGGUGAUGUUGAAGUUCAUCAGACUAUGCAAAUGUCGGAUGAUGGAUCUUUGGUUGAAAAUAAAAUGACAGUGAUACACUCUUUGGAAGAAAGGGAAUACAAGGAUUUGCAUAUCAAACAAUAUGGUGAAGUCCAUCAUGAAGCACUAGGUGCCCGAGAAACAAUGGAAUUGCUUACAGAAAAUGUCUUAGGAAAAUAUAGAAAUGGCAUUCUGCAGCAAGAAUGUAGGAACGUCACCAACAUUUUACAAACCCUUUCAGUUUCAGAAGUCAAUGAACUUUCUCUAAAGAUGCUACAGAAAUCUGUUUUUCAACAAAAUGAGAGAUCCACCUGCCUGCCGCAUCUUGAUAAUGCACAUCCGCAAAUUGAAACAAGGCCUAUUAGUGGAGAAAGGGAACGUUAUUUUUUUGAUAUCCCUCAGGAUUAUAUAUGCCCUCUAACUGGACUUAUUUUCAAAGAUCCAGUGACCUUAGAGACUGGUCAAACCUACGAACGAGUUGCUAUUGCAGAAUGGUUCAGUGAGGGAAACAAAUCAUGUCCUGUAACCAAUGAAAUUCUGGAAUAUCAUAAGAUACCACGUACAAACUUUAUAUUGUGUCGAGUCAUUGAUAAAUGGAAAGCGGAGUACUCCAGAAAUAUAUUAGCUUUAGCAUGCCAGUUGGAAGGAAGCCCCCGGGAACAAAAAAGUAAAGACGAAGAGGCUAUAUUCAUAUUAGAGAAACUUUUUACUCUUUUUGGAGAAGGAGAAGAUAAAAGAAUCGGCAAACAACUUAUUGCAUUUGGUGGUUUACAGUUUCUCAUUAAAAAGUUUGAAUAUGGAGAUAUGGACGAGAAGACUUGCGUGGCUGCAUUGUUGUUAUGCUGCAUUAAGGCUGACUCUGGUUGUCGUAUAAACAUGACUAGAAGUAUUGAGAAGACCUGUUUGCUUGAAUUACUUCACUGUAAGGAAACAAAGUCAAUUGCAAAUGCCGUGUUGCUGCUCUUUGAACUGAUCUGUCUUAACAGGAGAAAGGAUGUCCAUUUUUUCUUGAAUGGCUUGCAGAAGGAAAGUAUAAUGAGCUCAAUGCACAUUUUACUGGUCUUUCUUCGUGAUUGUCCACCUGAGCAAAAACCCUUGAUUGCCGUGCUCCUGUUACACUUGGAUCUUAUGAUAGAUCAACAAAAGUAUAGCAUAUAUAGAGAGCAAGCUGCCGAUUUCAUUACGUCAGCUAUGAACACUAGUUUUGUAGAUGAUACAGUCAGAGUGACAUGCUGCAGAGCACUCCUUAUUUUGGGAGGACGUAUCUCUUUCUCUGGGAAGGUAAUGACUGAAGAUUGGAUCCUAAAGAAAGCCGGUUUCCUUGAUGGUCCUGAACUGGAGGCACAAGAAGAUGAAGUAACAGUCAAAGAUUACAUAUUGAAGGAAAGCGAGGAGGAGGAUGUGGCUGUUAACGAUUGGUUGAUGAAAAUGUCAGCAUUCCUUCUUAGUGAUAGGAAGACGUCAUUUUUACAUUUGCUAUCCCGGUGCUUAAAGUCUGGUCAUAGAGAUAUGACAAGGGUCUCCUUGACAACAAUGACAUGGUUAAGCUCUACUCUGGCUUUUUUACCUUACUAUAAAUCCCGGGUCUCAGUGUUCUCAGUUGUCAUCAAUCAAUUGAAAGAAAACCUUAAAGACGGUGAAAGUGUAGAGCACAGAAUUCUUGCAACCAUGUCCCUGUUAAAUUUCAGUAAAAUUCCAGAAUGCAAAGAGCUAUUGAUGACGAUUGCAGAUGAGAUAAUAGUACCUCUCAGGGACCUUUGUGAAGCAACUUGGAUGGCAAAGGAGUUAUCUGCUCUAAUUUGUCAAAAGAACAUUGAUAGUAUAAGAGGGCACAAAUGAAUGCCGACGUCAUCUUUUUUUCAGGCUAUAAAUAUAGUACUGCAACUUGAGGAAU
Erigeron canadensis is the source of this 3115-nucleotide messenger RNA. Its product is annotated as putative E3 ubiquitin-protein ligase LIN-2. The record is from RefSeq and is a predicted model, not a curated record. Gene Ontology annotation, molecular function: ubiquitin-protein transferase activity. Gene Ontology annotation, biological process: protein ubiquitination. The coding region runs from base 1 to 3060 and encodes 1019 amino acids. NCBI's taxonomy places the organism in Eukaryota, Viridiplantae, Streptophyta, Magnoliopsida, Asterales, Asteraceae. The transcript has 7 exons.